This is a messenger RNA of Desarmillaria tabescens, 1404 nucleotides long. Its product is annotated as sodium bile acid symporter family-domain-containing protein. The record is from RefSeq and is a predicted model, not a curated record. The coding region runs from base 146 to 1351 and encodes 401 amino acids. Gene Ontology annotation, molecular function: antiporter activity; arsenite transmembrane transporter activity; antimonite transmembrane transporter activity. Gene Ontology annotation, biological process: arsenite transport; antimonite transmembrane transport. NCBI's taxonomy places the organism in Eukaryota, Fungi, Basidiomycota, Agaricomycetes, Agaricales, Physalacriaceae. Gene Ontology annotation, cellular component: plasma membrane. The transcript is spliced from 12 exons.
GGCGGUGCUGCUGACGAGGAUCCGACGUCUCACUUGGCUCUCACUGAUUAACGAUCGGACCAAUCAAAAGACUUGACUGACCUCUCAGAAUGACUAUCACGCCCUAUAAAUUUCGAAGACGUUCCGAGGCAAUCUGCAUCAUAAGAUGGACUCAAAUACUUCCCAUCAAGACAAUAUUACAUCCUGCCCGUCGAACCAAGCUGUUGGCGACGGGAAGGAAACUUACAGCUUUUCUCACCUUUGGAAGUCUUUGAGCUGGAUAGACAGGCUCUUGGCACCGCUCGUUCUCCUCGCCAUCAUUCUUGGAGUCAUAAUCGGUGUUUAUGCAGAAGAAGGCGUAAAGAAAACAUUCAAGCAAGGAGCUACGUGGGAUGGCGUUUCUAUUCCUAUUCUCAUUGGACUACUCAUCAUGAUCUGGCCUGCUCUUGCCAAAGUCCAAUGGGAGCGGCUUCCAGAUUUAUUCCGAAAACGAAAUAUUUGGCUUCAUCUUGCCAUAUCUUUUGUUCUGAAUUGGAUCAUCGCCCCCUUCAUCAUGCUCGCCGUGGCGUGGAUGACUCUUCCUGAGCAGAGCAUGGAGCGGGAGCGCAAGGGGGUACUAUUGGUUGGUGUCGCUCGUUGCAUUGCUAUGGUUUUAAUCUGGAACACCAUCAGCUGCGGGGACAACAACUAUUGUGCCAUCCUAGUUGUUUUUAACUCGCUCCUACAGGUCGUACUUUUCUCUCCCUAUGCAGUCCUAUUCCUCAACUACUUGGGCGGGAGAUCCAGUGAUCAUUCACUCAAUCUAGAUUACUCAGGUGCCUCCCGUGCCGUUGGUAUUUAUCUUGGUAUACCUCUAGCUGCGGGGUUGAUAACUCGAAUUAUCGUCCUGUCAACGCUGAAGCCUUCGGGGAUAAGCAAAUUCUUCAAGUAUUUCGGCCUCUUAGCUCCUCUCGGGCUAUUGUACACCAUCAUUGUGCUCUUCGCAAAUCAAGGGAAAAGAAUUGUGGACAACAUAGGCACAGUUUUCCGGAUUUGUGUCCCGUUGAUUCUUUACUUUUCCAUCGUAUGGACAGCGACGUUCUUUGCCUUCUGGGCUCUGUCUCGCCGCCGCUCGGCUUUUGGGGGCUAUGAAAAAGCGGUAACCCAAUCUUUCACCGCUGGCUCCAAUAAUUUUGAGCUUGCUAUCGCUGUCGGGAUUGCCUCGUUUGGACCCGAGUCGCCCGAAGUGCUCGCUGCCACAUUGGGACCACUGGUUGAAGUUCCAGUGCUUCUGUCACUUAGUUACCUUGCGCUGUGGCUCCGACAGCGACUAAACUGGGAAGAGAUCUCGAAAGGUGACGAGUUAGAUAGUGUAGACGUUGAACGAAAAUAGCAGCUUGCUUCUGUAGUAGCACAUAGAAUUUUGAUACAUGCAUCUUAUCUCCC